AUGUCGGACAAGGAAGAACCUCCCCCACCACCACCAAGAAGACCACCGGACCGGCGAACGGGGGUAUUGGACAGGCCUCUCAUGGAGCGGAACCUCUUCGCUCCAGAGAAAUCCCGAAUCAUUCCCCCGCUAAGCCAAAUACCAAGACGUAUUGGCAGUCCACCGCUCUCCAGCGCAGCACUCAUCGCCAGCGGGACAGAGCGUGUAUCCAAUCAAGAAACGGCAAUAACAGCUCGCCAGACUGCCAAAAGAAGAACACCCCCAGAAAUGGGAUUAGACGACACCCAGGAUGAGAAGAGACACAAACAAGGCUCCCGUACACCAUCAUCCGACUCAUCAUCAUCAACCGAGUCUACUCCACCCUCACCAACUCCAGAGAGGGAAAUAAUCAACACCAGAUUCAGCCAACCACCUGAAUCUCCAACCCCAAUAAGAUCCUCGUCCACCAUAAAGAAACAAGAGAGGACACAGGACAACGAAAAUCCCACUCAAGAAAUGGACACCGAACCCAUACCGGGACCAUCUACAGCACCAGGCUCGUACGCGCGCAUAGCAGCCGCACCGAGGACUGCGCAACCAACACCACCCACAACAAGACAAACACCACCUACAGAAGCGCCAACAAUGGCGAAAUAUCCACCAAUCAUAGUGGAGCUGCUGCGAAAGGGAAAUUAUGCAGAGCGUGUGGGUGCCGGCGCUCCGGUGUACCUGUCCGCAGUCAUGGAGUACCUCGCCGCUGAAGUUCUAGAGUUGGCCGGUAACGCUGCUCGGGACAAUAAGAAGACCAGAAUCAUACCGAGACAUCUUCAGCUUGCCAUCCGCAACGAUGAAGAGUUGAACAAGCUCCUCUCCGGUGUGACGAUCGCCCAGGGCGGUGUACUACCCAACAUUCAGGCGGUCCUUCUUCCCAAGAAGACCGAGAAGAAGGCCUAA
Messenger RNA from Parnassius mnemosyne (clouded apollo), 933 nucleotides. NCBI's taxonomy places the organism in Eukaryota, Metazoa, Arthropoda, Insecta, Lepidoptera, Papilionidae. The record is from the annotation of a GenBank genome assembly.